Molecule: messenger RNA, 2115 nt
Organism: Labrus bergylta (ballan wrasse)
Lineage: Eukaryota; Metazoa; Chordata; Actinopteri; Labriformes; Labridae
Source: RefSeq, a predicted model, not a curated record
AUACAAGGUGAUGUCAGGGACCCCGGAGAAGAUUUUGGAGCACCUCCUUGAAAUGAUGAGAUUGGAUUCUCAAUUCACAGAGUCAGAUGCAGCCUUAGAUGACUUUGUCCUUGUGCACUGUGUCUUCAUUCCAAACACUCAGCUGUGUCCGGUGCUGAUGGCCCACUACCACGCCCAGGCCCUGCAGGGAUCUGAACAGGAGAAACUGGACUAUACACUUAACAACAAGCGCAGGGUGAUCCGCCUGGUGAUGCAGUGGGCUGCAGUACAUGGAGAUCACCUGCAGGAGGAGGACAUGUCGGUGGCCUUCCUAGAGGAGUUUCUUGUGGCUGUUUCUCAUGAUGCCAAAGUGAUUUCAGCACUCAGGGAUCAGCUAGCAGAGCUGGAGAGAAUUGUAAAGCAGAACUCUGAAGAUGCCAAAGUCUCACAGAAAAAGCACAAAGUCCUUCUGCGACAGUUCAGUAUGGGAGACGAGAAGCUUCAGAGACGCCAGCCGAUCAAGAGUAAUGAUGAAAUUCUGCUCAAAGUCUACUGCUGUGACCACACCUACACAACAAUCCGGGUCCCUGUCGUGGCCUCUGUCAGGGAGGUCAUCGGUGCCGUGGCCGACAAGCUGGGGUCAGCCGAGGACCUGCUCCUUGUCCACCUCAGCUCUGCAGGAGAGAAAGUCGUCUUCAAGCACAAUGACGUUUCAGUAUUCUCCACUGUCAGUGUUAAUGGUCGUCUGUUUGCCUGCCGGAGGGAUCAGCUGGACUCUUUGACGCCUUUACCUGAGCAGGAGGGUCCCUCUUCAGGGUUUCUGACCAGCUUUGAGUUAAUGAGCUCAAAAGAUGUGGCCUACCACAUGACCUCCUAUGACUGGGAGCUUUUUAACUGUGUACAUGAGCUUGAACUCAUCUAUCACACAAUUGGGAGGCAAAAUGUGAAGAAAACCACGGUGAACCUGGAUUUGUUCCUAAGGAGGUUUAAUGAAAUCCAGUUCUGGGUGAUCACAGAGAUGUGUCUGUGCUCUCAGUUCAGUAAGAGGGUGCAGCUUCUCAAGAAGUUUAUCAAGAUCGCCGCCCACUGUAAGGAGUACAAGAACCUGAACGCCUUCUUUGCUAUCGUUAUGGGACUGAGUAACCCGGCAGUGUGCCGAUUGAACCAGACCUGGGAGAAACUUCCCAGCAAGUUCAAGAAGUUUUAUGGGGAAUUUGAAAACCUGAUGGACCCGUCCAGAAACCAUCGAGUGUACCGACUCACUGUAGCCAAGCUGGAUCCUCCCAUCAUUCCCUUCAUGCCACUGCUGAUCAAAGAUAUGACCUUUACUCAUGAGGGCAACAAGACGUUUAUCGACAAUUUGGUCAAUUUUGAGAAAAUGCGGAUGAUAGCCAACACAGUGAAGAUACUCAGAUACUGCAGGAGCCAAACAUUUGGUCCAGACUCCCCUCAAGCGAGCAAAAACCACCCAGGUAUACGGACUUACGUGCGUCAGCUCCACGUGAUUGACAACCAAAGGACUCUAACUCAGCUGUCUCAUGCACUCGAGCCCCGCAGGUCUUGAAACCACUCAGGAAGACAAACGUUACACUCUGAUGCUGAUCCAUGAUAUCGCGUGUGUGUUUACAUUGGGAUGAAUCGACUCCAGCACAGGCAAUCACAUGGAGGAGCUAAUGACGUGUCAGAUAAUGAGACAUUGUUUUUGACCCUUUCAUUACUCAUUUGUCAUAUUUGAACAACAGUAAUUGUUGUUGGAUGAAGUACCUCUCAUAUCACUCUGCUGCAGAUAUCUCCAUCCUCACAAAGUCAAAAACAAGAGCAACAAUUUAAGAGAUUAAAGAUCUUUAGUGGGUCUUAUUCACAAGAUUAACAUUUGAUGCUUUAAAAGUGCAAACUUCAUAUUUAUGAUACUCAGUUGUUUCGUAUCUUUUGUAUUCAAACAAUAUUUAUACAUAUUUAAGUGUAUGAGAUUCUCAUGUGUUGUAAACUGUAAACAGAUAUUUAUUUUGACCUGAGCAUGCUAAGAGUUGUUCUGAUUAUUUUAUUCAUGUGAGCACAUUCUCUUUGAAGUCUGGGAUACAGUAAAUGACCAAAAAAACCUUUUCUGUGCUGUAAAUAUUAAAUAUUUUAGAUGUU